Molecule: messenger RNA, 6499 nt
Organism: Mauremys mutica (yellowpond turtle)
Lineage: Eukaryota; Metazoa; Chordata; Testudines; Geoemydidae
Product: integrin alpha-L-like
Exons: 31
Coding region: 1001-4495 (1164 amino acids)
Biological process (GO): cell adhesion mediated by integrin; cell-matrix adhesion; cell-cell adhesion
Cellular component (GO): integrin complex; external side of plasma membrane
Molecular function (GO): integrin binding
Source: RefSeq, a predicted model, not a curated record
GCAGGGACCUUCCUGUCCAACCCCCUGCCUGCACCCUGGGCUGGAGACUCCGGCACCACCUGCUGCCCACGGGGCCGGAGCCCCCGUCUGCAAGGAGACCCCCGCCCCCGGGAACCAACCAAUAACCCGCCCCACCCCGUGCGCUGCGGCCGGCGGAGCAGCCAGGGGCUUUAACUGAGCUCAGACGCCCAUUGUGCUGCCCGGACACACAGUGAGACAGUCCCUGCCCCCAGGAACGGAAAGGCUCUGGGCAGAGCAAGGAGCGUUUUUCAGAUGGGGAGACGAAGGCUCAGAGGCUUGGUGACCUGACCAAGGUUCCCCAGGAGCUAACAGCAGAGCCAGGAAAUGAACGCAGGUCUCCAGCACAAGGCCCUGGCCCCCUCCUGGUUCUGCCAGCAGGCUGCGGGGUCACUCACGCCCCGAUGCUGGGGGGGAAGGUCUGGGCUCAGUUUCUUCCAUUCAGCCCAUCACAGUGGGAUCUCUUGGCGUCAACAGGCACAACCCCUACUCCCAAAGCCAGGGCACCCCAGCACCACAGUUUACACGUAGGCCCCCCUUUUCCAGUCGGGGUCCCCUGACACGACACCCCCCACCCCCAUCCCGAACCUGCUGCUCGGAGGACACCUGACCCAAACAAGGCAUGAUUUUCUGACCCUCCCCCACCAGAUGUUUCGAGUUUUGUCACUGGAAAGGAGCCCGAUGAGCGGAAGGAAAUGCUGUCGCUCGGCAGAUGCUUCUGUGCUCCUCUCCCCCUCCCCCGCAGGCCCGCUGCUGACCCCGCCCCCGUGGGAAAAGCGGGUGAUAGAAAUCUGCAUAAUCAUUUCCCCAAAACUCUGUUUCCAGCACCUCGAGCUGGCUGCUCCCCCCUCCGCCUCCACCCCGUUGCUGUCUCGACGACGGGCUAGUGAGCCCGCCCGGCCGGAUUUCUCCCUUUGCCAUCAUGCCCCGCGCCAUCUAACACCACAGCUCCCCGGGCAUCCAUCACGCGCCAGAUCCCGACAUGGCCAGGACCCCAUGUGCCUUCCCUCUGCUGCUGCUGCUGCUGCUCGGGCCGCCUCUCCAAGGGCCAGCCCCCACCCUGGGGUACAACAUUGAUACUGUCCACCGGGAGGUGCUAGCUCCCGAGGCGAGUAGGACUUUCGGGUACCAGGUGCUGCAGUUCAAAGAUGCAAGUAUCAUCGUGGGAGCACCAGGUGACCAGAACUCCACAGGGCAGUUGUACCAAUGUGCUGUGAAGAGUGGCUCCUGCCAGGCCAUCCCAUUGCCGGCGAGUGCUCAAGUGGCGCAUCUCGGCAUGUCCCUGGCGAGCGGUGACGCAGACGCCCAGAUGAUUGCCUGCGGCUCUGGGCUGAGCCGAACGUGUGAUGCGAACCAGUACCUGAGUGGGGUCUGCUACCUCUUCAAGGGACGCCUGGAGCAGCCCAAGGAGAUGACGCCAGGAUUUGAAGACUGCCUGAAGGGGAAUGUGGAUUUGGUGUUUCUCUUCGAUGGAUCAGCCAGCAUGAACGCUGACCAGUUCUACGCCAUCAAGGACUUCAUGAUCGAUGUGAUGAAGAAGCUGGGAAACUCCACGAUACGUUUUGCCGCAGUGCAGUUUUCCAUGGUCGUGAAGAUAGAAUUUGACUUUAACGAUUACGAACGAAACCGAAAUCCCCGGGAACUCCUGAAGAAUGUGACGCACAUGAAAAGCCUGACAAACACCUUCAACGCCAUCAACUAUGUUGCAAACCAGGUUUUCACCCCAAAGCAUGGCGCCCGGGAAGAUGUGGGGCAAGUGAUGAUCAUUAUCACGGAUGGAGACCCCAGUGACCCUGGGGGGAAUGUGACCGCUGCCAAAGAGAAGAAAAUUGUUCGCUACAUCAUUGGGAUUGGCAAUAACUUUAACCGGAACCAGACCUCCUUGACACAGUUCGCCUCAGAGCCCACAAGCCAGUUUGUCAAGGUGCUGGACAGCUUCGAAAAGCUCAAAGGCCUCUUCAGUGAGCUGCAGGCCAAGAUCUACGCCAUCGAAGGUACCAGCAGCCGUAGCUCCUUCCACCUGGAGCUCUCAUCCAGUGGAUUCAGUGUGGACCUGUCCAAAGAACGGGUGGUGCUGGGGGCUGUGGGGGCUGAUGAUUGGGCAGGGGGCCUGAUUGAGCUGCGGGGCAACCAGGCACUGGAGACCUUCAUCGGGAGCCCCUCAGCCAGUGAGCAGAUAAAGGACGCCUACCUGGGCUACGCGGUGAAGUCCAUGCAGCACCAGAACAGAACGCUCUACGCCGCCGGAGCCCCCCGCUAUCAGCACGUGGGGAUGGUCAUCGUGUUUGAGAUAGACCCCGGCAGCUCCAACUGGACAGAUACUCAGCACCUCAUGGGCAAGCAAAUUGGCUCCUAUUUCGGGUCAGUUCUGUGCUCAGUGGACGUGGACGGGGAUGGGGACACGGACGUGCUCCUAGUGGGGGCCCCCCUGUACUAUGAGGAGAGGAGUGGGGGCAGGGUCCACAUCUAUCGCUGGGACCAGGCCGGGCUCACCAGCGCCGCGGAGCUCCAGGGAGCCCCGGGGAACCCGCUGGGCCGCUUCGGCGCAGCCAUCACGGCACUGGCUGACCUGAACGGGGACGGCUGGGCUGAUGUCGCCGUGGGGGCACCGCUGGAGAGCGAGGAGCGCGGCGCUGUCUAUAUAUACAACGGCCACCAGAGGGAGCUCAACACACACUACAGCCAGAGAAUUGAGGGCGCAACUGGUGUGAAAUACUUUGGCCAAUCCAUUCAUGGACAGAUCGACCUCAGUGGAGACGGGCUACCAGACCUCAGCGUUGGGGCUCUAGGAAAAGUGAUCAUGCUGAGCUCCCGGCCCAUCCUGACGGUGGUCCCCAAGAUGUCGUUCUUGCCAGAGGAAAUCCCGGUAAAGCAGGUGGAGUGUUCAGGGAGUGUGUCCUCCCGGCAGGGUGUUCAGAGUAACCUCACCGUCUGCUUCAGUGUCAGCCGCGCCACCACGCGCUACCAAGAGCCUCUCUCUGCCAACCUCACCUACUGGCUGGAGAUUGACGCCAAUCGCAUGAGGAGCCGAGGGGUGUUCGGGAACGGGCAGAGGAACAUGUCUGGGACCAUGGAGAUCUCGGAGGGGGAGCCCUGCAUAGCAGAGAUGAUCCAGAUAUCAAACUGCAUUGAGGAUUUCGUCACUGCAAUCAAGGUCUCGCUGCGCUUUGCCCUCCAAGAGGACGAUGGCCCCAGCAGGACCCCGCGUCUGGUGCUGAACCCCUUGUACAACGCGUCAGUGACAGAGAUCCCCUUUGAGAAGAACUGUGGGGAGGAUGGGGUGUGCAACGCCGACCUGCAAAUCCGCUUCCACCAGAAUACGUCGCAGCAGCUGUUGGUGUCUCCCUCCACCAGGCUGGAGGUGGUGCUGGAGCUCACCAAUCGCGGGGAAGAUGCUUACCACACAGCUGUCCACCUGCCCCAACUGCCAGGCCUGUCCUUCCGCAAGGCCUCGGUGCUGGAGUCCAGCGUCCAGGCCAGGGUGAGCUGCAACGGCCUGGAGACUCCAGACACUAACUCCAGGAACCUGUCCUGUAAUGUCAGCCACCCGAUCUACUGGGGGAACAGCCGGGUUCUGAUCCAGCUGCUGUUUGAGAUUCUCACCAACAGUUCCUGGGGGGACUAUCUGGAGCUGGACGUCAUGGCCAGCAGUGACAAUGACAUGAAGGGGACCCUUGCGGAUAACCAAGCGUCUCAUAGGAUCCCAGUCCUAUACCCCAUAAACAUCAUCACCAAGGGAGCGGAUGGGUCCACCCAGUACGUCAGCUUCAGCUCCCCGAACCCAGAGAUCAAGCCCGUGAAGCACGUGUACCAGGUGGAGAACCUGCUGCCAGGGAGUUUCCAACAGCCAGAGGUGACGGCAUUUGUGAUGGUGCCACAGGAGUUCCCGGCCGGGCUAGCCUGGGAGCGGCAGGAAGUGACGACAACGGACCCCAAGGUGACCUGCCAUCCUGUUGCCAUGGAUGGGAAAACAAAAGAGGCAGACGCCAUCAGCGGCCUCUCCCACACUCUCAAGCACUGCGCACCCGGACGCCAGCAAACCUACAAGUGCAACCUGGGCCGGAUAGACGCCCCCUCCACCAUCACCAUCAUCGGGGAGUUGUCGGUUACCAGCAAAAUUGAGACCUCCUCCCGGUCCCGGUUCUGCACUGCCCUGUGGUUCACCUUCAACACCAGCAAAUACGUCAGCCAGUACACGGACGAAUUCACGCAAUCCCAGGUCACCACGGAGGUGGAGCUGGUGCACGUGAUGAAUUACCUCCCCGUAUACGUAGGCAGCGGGGUAGGGGGGCUGCUUCUACUGAUCCUGAUCAGCGUCCUCCUGUACAAGUGUGGUUUCUUCAAGCGUAGUUACAAGGACAUGAUGGACCAUGAGCCAGCAGCUGGGAACGGGGAGGCACCUGCAGAAGCCAGCAAGGAGGAAAAGGCAGAUGAAGACUGCAAGGAGGCACUCACCACAGAUGCUCCCAGUGAAUGACCAGACCCUCCCUCCCCCCGGACCAUGAAUCCGAGACCUCCUUCUCUUCCCUCCAUCCCCACCUGCCCCUAGGACUGCCUCCUGCUCAGCCGGGGCCCUGCACUCACCAGCGCCCCCCAGUGGCCCAAAGGAGGAUCGCAGCAGCUGUGCUUUUGCAGACUCAUGUCUAUCCCUGUCCUCGUGGCGGGGUGGCUCCAUCCUGCUCCUGGUGGAACGGGUGCCCCCAGGACCUGAGCCCACCUCGCCGGCAGCCACAGCACAGAGACUGCGGGCUGGGCAGGCCAUGGAUACCAAGCUCCACUCUCUCCCUGGCUAAGGCCAGGCACGGGGGUGGCGUGUGUUGGGGAGCUCCCCCUUUGCUCAGGGAAAGACAUCAUUUCUCCAGGCCUCCCGGCCAGUGCCUCUCCUCAGCAGCCACCCCAUCCACGACGAGGGGACAACAAUCCCCAUGAGAUGUGAACAGCAUCUGCAGUCAGGCGACCAGCACAUCCCUGGAUUAGUGCCACGCUCACCGAGGGCCUGGGAUGGUGCUGCUGGGGAGCCAGACGGGGCAUGUAAUUAAGCAUUUGUGGAGCCAGAUCAACUUCAACAGGUGACUGGGGAAAUGGCUUGAAUAGUGACUGUUUACUAUUAAGCUAGGCCCAGCCCCUACACUAGUGAACUCUCCAUUCCCGGAGCGGACUAGCAUGUUCAUCUAUUUAUCUCUCGCAAUCCUACUCACGCCCCUAUUGACGUAUCUGUGUUCUAUGAGUGUGCUACACCCUAUGCUGAUGCUGCCGUCGCGCCGUGGAAUUCCGCUUUCCCUGUUCUUUGCUUGAGGUGGCUCUUGCUCUCACAGACGCCGGGGCCUGUGAGUGGAGAGGUGAUUUCCCCUCUGUAUUCGGCACAGGAGCGACCACAGCUGGAAUCCUGUGUUCACAGUGCCAGAAGGAUGCUGAGAAAUUGGAGAGAGUUCAAAGAAGAACCACGAGAAUGAAUAAAGGAUUAGAAACCUGCCUUCUAGUGAGAGACUCCGGGAGCUCAGUCUAUUUAGCUUAACAAAGAGAGGGUUAAGGGGGGACUUGAUCACAGUCUAUAAGUGAGAAACAAAUAUUUGUUAGCGGGCUCUUCAAUCUAGCAGAAGAAGGUACAAGAAGUUCCAAAGGCCGGAAGUUGAAGCUAGACCAAUUCAGACUGGAAAUACGGGGUCAGUUUUUAAUAGGGAGAGUAAUUAACCAUUGGACCAGUCAAGGGCUGUGAUGGAGUCUCUACCCUGCCAACUUUUAAACCAAGAUUGGAUUAAAAAAAAAAUCUGCUCUAGUUUGACCAGGAAUUAUUUCGAGGAAAAUCUCUGACCUGUUUUUUCCCCCCUGUGAUUUCAGAUGAUCACAAUGGUCCCUUUUGGCCUUGGAAUCUAUGAAUCCAUCUUGCAGUGGCAGGGGGAGGAUCAAGUAUUUCCCGAUACAGGGAAGGAAAGCUGAGCUUCCUUUUGUAAUGGACACAGUCCUGCGGGUGAACAAGCCCCAGCACAGUGAGGGAACCAAAUGAUUCCCCUGCCAGAUAGCUCCAGCAUCAGGGGGGUGAGGACUAGAAUCACAAAGAGGAUUUAGUAGAAUCCACAGCCCUGAGCUGGGGAGAAAUAGGCACCUAAAAAAGAGGUUCUCUGAAGCCAACAAGCUGAGCAGGAGCCACCUAAGUUAGCCAGCAAGAAAUGGUGAGGGGCCAGAUGCACAAAAGUACUUAGGUGCCAGGCUGAUGGGCCAGAGGUAGGCAUCUCCCUCCGCUUGGGAUUCUCAGCUGUGAACCCUCUCCUGGAGUUAGGUGCCUCAGCCAGGUGAGCCUUGUCUCAUGAAAACCCAAAGAGAACCAUCACCCCAUGAUAGCCACCAGCCCAGCACUCACCUGGGAUGUUGGAGUCCCCUGUUCAAGCCCCUGCUCCCAUAACUAUUUAAACCAAGCUGAAAAGCUUCAGCAGGAGGGAUUCCCCGCACUAGAAUACCCUAUAAUCCAGUGACUAGGGGACUC